Messenger RNA from Cynocephalus volans (Philippine flying lemur), 1672 nucleotides. It is a transcript of the gene PHYHD1, whose product is annotated as phytanoyl-CoA dioxygenase domain containing 1. The transcript is spliced from 12 exons. The record is from RefSeq and is a predicted model, not a curated record. Lineage: Eukaryota; Metazoa; Chordata; Mammalia; Dermoptera; Cynocephalidae. Bases 44 to 1036 code for a protein of 330 amino acids.
GCUUCGGACGUACCAGUCAGAGACAAGUUCCCUGGUUGUCCCCAUGGCUUGUCUAAGCCUUUCGCAGCUCCAGAAGUUCAAGGAGGACGGGUUCCUGGUGCUGGAAGGAUUCUUGUCUGCAGACGAGUGUGUGGCCAUGCAGCAGAGGAUUGGCGAGAUAGUGGCCAAGAUGGAUGUCCCUCUCCACUGCCUCACGGAAUUUUCCACCGAUGAAGAGGAGCAGCUUCGAGCCCAAUGCAUCUCAGACUAUUUCUUGAACAGCGGUGACAAAAUUCGAUUCUUCUUUGAGAAAGGCGUUUUUGAUAAAAAAGGAAAUUUCCUGGUCCCUCCAGAGAAAUCCAUCAACAAAAUUGGCCACGCUCUGCAUGCCCAUGACCCUGUCUUCAAGAGUGUCACACACUCCCCCAAGGUGCAGGCCUUGGUCAAAAGUUUGGGCCUUCAGAUGCCCGUGGUGGUGCAGAGCAUGUACAUCUUUAAGCAACCCCACAUUGGCGGUGAAGUCCUUCCUCACCAGGACGCCUCCUUCCUGUACACGGAACCCCUGGGCCAGCUACUGGGUUUGUGGAUCGCGUUGGAGGACGCCACCCUGGAGAAUGGCUGCCUCUGGUUCAUCCCUGGCUCCCACACCAGUGGAGUGUCAAGAAGGUUCAUCCGGGCUCCUUCUGGCUCAAUGCCUGGCACCAGGUUCCUCGGGUCAGAGCCAGCCCGGGACAACAACCUCUUUGUGCCCACACCAGUGCGGAGAGGCGCGCUGGUCCUCAUCCAUGGAGAAGUGGUGCAUAAGAGCGAGCAGAACCUCUCCGACAGCUCACGCCAUGUCUAUACUUUCCACCUCAUGGAGGCCUCUGGCACCGUUUGGAGCCCGGACAACUGCCUUGCUCUCCGGAUGAUAACCCUGCUGAAAAUCAUCCCAGGCAGAAGCUCCAGCUCCCUAGAGCCCCACUCCUGGUUUCUGGCCUUGGUGGGCCAAAGUUCUCACCUCUUCCUGCUAAGUUCCUACCUGCCAGGCUUGGUGAGCAAGAGGAAAAUCUUCUAGCCUUGGAAAUCCUGCUGUGCUCUCUUCUACUGACGGGAAAUGUUCAUCCAUUCAGCGAGCGUCUACUGAGUUCCUGCUAUGUGCCGGCUCUGUGCUAACCCUGGGGGAUGUUUUGGGGAACCACACAGACCCAGAGCCUGCCCUGACAUGCUCUACUAGAGCAUGCCACCCCUAGCAGACCCAUUUUGAACUCUCAGGAAACUCCCCAGCCCCUGUGGAUCUGUCCUAGGCUCUGCCAUGUAAAGAGACAAAGAUGGUUUGGACAGGACUGGAAAGUGAAAGGUUCUCAGGAAGGACCCGCUGGCAAGGACCUGGUGCUAUUCAGCCCAUCCUUCUCUAUCGGCACCCCUCAGCCAGGCAGCAGAGGCAGGUGUGGGGUUGGCUGAAACAGGACAACAGCCCAGGAUCUGAUUCUCUUCCCCAACCCUUCCACAUGCCCAACUUCUCCUUCAAGCGAAGCCAGUAGAGUAAAGGUCACUCCGGUUUCUGAGUAUAACCCAUAAAACCCUUUGGCUCACCUGGCUCUUUGCUAAAAUGAGGACUGGUUUUGGGUAACAAUGACACUUUCCCUUAUUGAUUGCCCAUCAUGGAUGAGCCAGGCUGGACACUUCACACACUCCAUCUCACCAGAUCCUC